AUGGCCUCACCCACCCAGAAUGGUGGCAAUCUGUUUGCAAGGGACAAGCCCAAGUUGAACCAAUACAGAACUCUGGAUGACUGCAAGAAUGACCGUGACAUUCUGUACCACGCGGCGCCGUCCCUUGGCAACUGCUAUGACCUCGACGGUCAGACUGGCGCUUUCUUCUACAAUACCGCUGGUUUUCUCCACGCCUCCGCUAACAAGGAUGUCGGAUGCAACGGCGAAUCACUCCAUAUCAAGGGUGGGGAGUGCAUGGAGAAGGGCGACUACAAGUCUGUCGUUUUCCAGUGA
Diaporthe citri is the source of this 294-nucleotide messenger RNA. RefSeq lists its product as uncharacterized. NCBI's taxonomy places the organism in Eukaryota, Fungi, Ascomycota, Sordariomycetes, Diaporthales, Diaporthaceae. The record is from RefSeq and is a predicted model, not a curated record. Bases 1 to 294 code for a protein of 97 amino acids. The transcript has 3 exons.